CGGCCUCCGCUGGGCGGGGCGGUCGCGCGGUCACGUGAUGUUUGGGUUUUGCCCGGCGCUGCCCGCACACUUGCAGAUUGCACAGGAUUCUUGUCUGACGGGGAGAACAGAAUAAAAGCAACUCUACAGGACCUUGUUUCCAAUAUAAGCCUUAAGAGAAAAUCUGCAUUCACCGCCCCGUAGAAAAUGUCUUAUGGUUCCAUUGAUGGGAGCGGAUUCGGAAGCCGGAACCCCUUUGGAGGCCCAUCGAGACAAGGAUAUCAGCCCCUAGCCACCCAGAUCGAUCCCAACGAACUCCAGGAAUUGUUUCAGGAAACUUCAGCCAACAUCUUCCGAAUUAACUCCAAUGUGACUUCCUUGGAAAGAACCCUUCGAUCUCUUGGGACAUCGAAUGAUACGCAAGAGCUGCGAGAUGGACUGCAUGCAACCCAGCAAGAGACCAAUAAAACCGUUACUACCAGCACGAAAGCUAUCAAGCAGCUGUCUGAGAUUGUCAGAGGUUCAUCUAGGCAAGAGCGACUUCAGCUGGACAGGUUGAAUAACCAGCUGUCUGAUGCCAUCCAGCGAUAUGGAGCUGUGCAAAAGAAAAUAGCGGAGAAGUCCAAAGCUUUGCUUCCUUCUGGGCAGAGAAGCAGCAAACAGCAGAGUCCCAGGACCCCCUUCUCCGACCUGGCUGAUGAUGAGAAGAUUUUUAAUGGAGGAGAUGGCAUGUGGCAGAACCAGAGUCAGGAUCAAGCCCUGCUCUCGGAAAUCACAGAAGAGGACCUGGAGGCCAUCCGUCUGCGGGAAGAAGCCAUUCAGCAGAUUGAGAGUGACAUGUUGGAUGUAAACCAGAUCAUUAAAGACCUGGCCUCCAUGGUUUAUGAACAAGGCGACACAAUAGGAACCAACCUCAACAUGUUGACAGGCAAGAGAAGUUCCACACCAGAGUCUGCGAUUGCUGCUCAGUUGGUUGCUUCUGCUUCUGACCCUGCUGCUCGCGGGAAUGUUACCAUGUUCACACACUAUCCUGCUGGAACGCCACGUCAAGGACAACACUCGCGGACCAAGACAAGGAAGCCCAAUUUUAGUCCACAGGAGACUGAAGUGCUUGUGCAGAAGGUCACCAAACACUACCAGCUACUUUUUGGGGCUUUAAGGGGGACCCCUGCCAAGAAGCACAGAGUGUGGAAUAAGAUCCUACAAGCUGUCAACGUCCUGGGGUAUUGCAGGAGGGAUAUGGGGGAUCUGAAACACAAAUGGCGAGAUCUCCGUGGGGUAGUGAGGAAAAAACUUGGGGAACAUCAGAAAGCUGCAGCUGGAGGAGGGCCACCACAGUCCCUUGUCCUCACUCCAGUGGAGCGAAUGGUAGCAGAAACAUUCUCCACUGAAACCAUCCAAGGAGAGGGUCAAGGAGUUGACACCUUGAGAAAUGAGGAGGAGGAAGUGCCUGGUUGCACAUGGGUGCCUUUGAGGACUAUUGAAAUGCCUAUGCCAGCUGAGACAGAUGCGUUAGAGCAGCGGGGGGCACUGCACACCUCAGUUUCCUCUCCCUCCCCACCUUCCUCCCCACAGAUGCAGCAGCGGGCUACCUAUGGGAGGCGGUCAUCCCAGACUGCCCGGCAUCCUAAGCGGAAGUACAACGUCUCAGAGUUUGAGAAGCAGCUGAUGGAUGCCCAUCUCCAGCAAAGCACCCUCUUGUCCUCCUGGUACCAGCAGCAGAGCUCCCUCAUGAUCCAGCAGAACCUCAUCUUGGAGAACUUAGUGGAACAGAACAAGAGGCUGGCAGACAAUGUCGAGUCACUCAACCGGACGCUGGAGAAGCUGGUCGACUACCAGCAGCCACGCAGGGAGACAGUACAUUUUGUGCAAGACUGCACCUCUGGGACUUCUGCCCGUCUGCCCUCCCGGAUAGCCAGUGGCGAGUCUGUGGGGCAGUCAGGGAUCGAGGUGUUCUCGGGAAUGAUCUUGAAAGUCGAAGAGGAGAUCUAAACAGAAACACAGACUCUUCUCAAAAACCAUUUUCAGAGUUUUUAAAGACAAUUCUCUAAAACAAACACUUUUUAUGAUGGGUAAAAAAUUCCUCGUGUUUUGUAGGUCACGGUAAAUGCUACAGUAGCUCUUUUUUUAGUGGGUCAAGAUUCUUGGGUAUAUUAUACAUAUAGCCUUUUUUGGUUGCCCAAUAUGGGACAGGAUAUCAUUCUUUUUUAUAACCAGCAGCGCUGUCCAUUUAUGAGAAACAAUUUUGUAUCGGUUCUUUUUAUUGUGAAAGAUAUUUUUCUUACAUAAA
This is a messenger RNA of Terrapene triunguis (Three-toed box turtle), 2269 nucleotides long. It is a transcript of the gene TSNARE1, whose product is annotated as t-SNARE domain containing 1. The transcript is spliced from 12 exons. NCBI's taxonomy places the organism in Eukaryota, Metazoa, Chordata, Testudines, Emydidae. Gene Ontology annotation, cellular component: nucleus; SNARE complex; membrane. Gene Ontology annotation, molecular function: SNAP receptor activity; SNARE binding. The record is from RefSeq and is a predicted model, not a curated record. Gene Ontology annotation, biological process: vesicle fusion; intracellular protein transport; vesicle-mediated transport. Bases 187 to 1971 code for a protein of 594 amino acids.